CCUGUAUGGGGCUGUGCGAGUGUUUGGGUUCAACAUUGUUCCCGAUCAGCCUCCGUACAACCUCUUUUCCCCUCAUACACACUGUGCCCUCUCCAUUGAAGCCACUGCCCAUAAGGAUUCAGAAAAAGCCAAGAAAGAGAUGAAGACGGAAGCCAGGUCCAUCCUGAGAGCUCACCUUGUGCCACGAGCUGCGAGAGUCAAGCUGAUGAAAAGCUUUGUUUCCCAGUGUUCCCUGGUUCUGUUGGAACGUCUGGACACUCCAGCGACAAGGUUCAUCCUCAGCCACUCGGAUUUUUCCCAUGUUUUCAGAGCAAAGAAACAAAAACUUGCCUGUUUGAUCCCAGAAGACACAGCCCUUGCUUCUGCUGGCAUCAGGAGGCAGGUCCCGGAGAUUGGGCUGGUCUUGUCAGAGAGCUCGUCUUCAGCCAUUGCAGAGUUGGUCCGAGCGUGUCAGGAGGAAGAUGAAGGCUGCCCAGUCAUCCUUGUUUGUGGCCCCAAAAGUGUUGGCAAGUCCACUUUUAACAGAUACCUGAUCAAUCUUCUGCUGAACCGCCUUCCCUGUAUUGAAUUUUUGGAAUGCGAUCUGGGGCAGACGGAGUUCACGCCUCCCGGCUGUAUUUCUCUAAUUAAUGUGACGGAGCCGUUUCUGGGCCCACCAUUCACUCACCUGCGUACGGCCCGCAAAAUGGUAUACUUUGGUGAAACCAGUUGCGAACAGGAGACCGAAAGAUACCUUGACACACUGAAGUAUGUGUUCAGUGCCUAUGAGAGAGAUGUGCCUCUGGUAAUCAACACCAUGGGAUGGGUGAAAGGUGCCGGAUUGCUCCUUCUGAUCGACAUUGUUCGGCUGUUGUCGCCCAGCCACAUUGUUCAGAUCAGUGCAGACAGCUUCAAAGACAUGCCUCAGCUUUCCCCAGAGUAUACCUGUAGCUCCACAGGCUUGCAUACGAAAGGCAAAGGGCCCCUCAAAUGCAAGAGCCUAGGGAGUGCGACAGAGGACUCGGAGCUGGGCAGAGGCCAAGGAAACUUCCACCUACCGCGUUCUGGGCACAAGCUGCUGUGUGUUCAGCCAGAGUUCCCCGGGGCUGGAAUUGCUGGCGAUGGGCGAACCCACAGCAGUGUCCUCCGGGACAUGGCAGUCCUGUCAUACCUGGGUCAGUUGCAGCCCUCCGACGUGGAAUUGGUGCUUCCUGUGCACAGCCUGGUACCCUAUCAGGUACCUUUCAGCGCUGUCUCCAUCAAGGUUAUCCAUACAGACGUCGCUCCUGCCCACAUACUGUAUUCUGUCAACGCCAGCUGGGUCGGCCUUUGCCAGGUACCGGAUAAGGUCCAGUGUAAAGAGGAUGGGCCAGUCUUAUUAACGCAGACACCGAUCUGCGAUUGCCUGGGCUUUGGAAUUGUCCGAGGCGUGGACAUGGACAAGAAACUCUAUCAUAUUCUGACCCCAGUAGCUCCAGAGAAUUUACGACUUGUGAAUUGCUUACUAAUUGGAAACAUCCCUGUUCCUAACUGCGUGUUCCUGAACCAAGAAUUGAAGGGGAAAUACCGUACGUCACGUCAGAAUACAACUAUGGCAUUUCAGGUGCCGGGAAAUUGAAAAUGAAAAAGCACCUCAAGAGGAGAGAGCACGUUCGGCCGUAAACUCCUGUUCACAGCCUCGCUGGCAGGGACUGGUUCGGAGAACUUGGCCUGUUCUUAGGGGACCUCCCUCCCACCAGACACAAGUGACAAUAUUGACAGCU
Messenger RNA from Euleptes europaea (tarantolino), 1742 nucleotides. It is a transcript of the gene NOL9, whose product is annotated as nucleolar protein 9. Gene Ontology annotation, cellular component: nucleus. The record is from RefSeq and is a predicted model, not a curated record. Gene Ontology annotation, biological process: cleavage in ITS2 between 5.8S rRNA and LSU-rRNA of tricistronic rRNA transcript (SSU-rRNA, 5.8S rRNA, LSU-rRNA). The transcript has 11 exons. NCBI's taxonomy places the organism in Eukaryota, Metazoa, Chordata, Lepidosauria, Squamata, Sphaerodactylidae. Gene Ontology annotation, molecular function: polynucleotide 5'-hydroxyl-kinase activity. The coding region runs from base 140 to 1597 and encodes 485 amino acids.